AUGGACAAGAUGGGGAUAGCACCGCUCUACGUUGCCGUGCUGAUCGUAGGAGCGGUCAGCAUUGCACCAGCGAUCGCUGACGAAGCCGCCGCUGAUAAAGUGCCAACGGAUCAGCUAGCUUUGGUUAACUUUGGUGCACCUGGUGGGCUGCUUAACCACGUGGCGACAUCGACGCAAAUUCUGAGUGGCACCGGUGACAAGCUAGACUUUACCGGAGAUCACUUCUUUGGCCGGGACCAGGAAAAGCAUGAAUUCAAUCGGCAGGCACACGUUAACCUGGAACACGUUCGCCAUCAGGAUCCGCAUCUGCGCCGUUUCUUAGGGAAAUCGAUCGUCAAAAGGCAAGGACCCUAUCCACCGCGUGUCGAUCCUCCGACGCACUAUGGGCCACCGCCGACCACAACCACCACCACGGAGCCACCGACAACGACGACGACAACAACGACAACAACAACGCCUUCACUGUACGCUGUCGAUCAGGUUGUCGGAACGUUUGGAGCGAGCAGUUCCGUGAUUUCGGAUGCAUCCGAUGGAACCACUGGUACCGGUGGUUGUUCGGAUUGCACUUUCUCAGUGUUACCACCGCUGCCAGCCCUUGUCUAUCCUUCGCUGCCACCACCAGUCCCUCUACCAACACCACAUGAAUCAGAAGUUCAAUCCGUCGAUCAAGUUGCCGGUGGAUUCCUGUCUCAGAACCUUUACCAGCAGCUGUACCACAAGUACCAGAAGAGAACUCUUGGGCCGAACGUGGCCCUGAACCAACGAACGAAGGUGGACCUUCAAUCCCCGUGUGGUGCAACGAUCCUCUCCGUUCCAGAUCAUCACCUCUCGGAGGAACCAGUGGAAACCGGGCUCGUUGUGGACGAUCGAUCCGGUCCGGUCAUUCGUAACUCCGGCACCGACUGUGCUCCGGCUCCGGUUGUUGAUUUGCGGUUAGAGCGACCCCAUCAACCGACGGCACCCGUACUGUCCACCCAAUCGCAGGUCUUUCUUGUCCAGGGCAAGGAACCGUAUCCGGUGCUGAGGGCGAAACAGGGGCGACGCAGCCAGACGAACGUUAGACGGGGCUCGUACAAGUUCAUCCACACGGCCAAGCAACGUGAUGGUUCGUGGCAGCAGGGCGAAGAUUCGGUUAUUGUACCAUCGAGUGAGCAGACCGGUGAGAUCAACCAGAUUGUCGUCUGUACGGUCGAUUGUUACGCGGUGGAGGAGAAGAUACAGCCACCGCCACAGCCGCCAGUGGAAAUUCCAAGCGAUGGACGCUUGUGGUAA
Messenger RNA from Anopheles aquasalis, 1272 nucleotides. RefSeq lists its product as uncharacterized. The record is from RefSeq and is a predicted model, not a curated record. NCBI's taxonomy places the organism in Eukaryota, Metazoa, Arthropoda, Insecta, Diptera, Culicidae.